Aspergillus uvarum CBS 121591 is the source of this 1429-nucleotide messenger RNA. Its product is annotated as thiamine diphosphokinase. Gene Ontology annotation, biological process: thiamine diphosphate biosynthetic process; thiamine metabolic process. The coding region runs from base 139 to 1317 and encodes 392 amino acids. Gene Ontology annotation, molecular function: thiamine binding; thiamine diphosphokinase activity; ATP binding. Lineage: Eukaryota; Fungi; Ascomycota; Eurotiomycetes; Eurotiales; Aspergillaceae. The transcript is spliced from 3 exons. The record is from RefSeq and is a predicted model, not a curated record.
GUACCUUUUAGUAUACGGACUGAAGAUGCUCUUGUGACCAAGUACCUUAUACACCGAGUCUACACCUCCACCAUCAACAACAACGACUCAAACCCAGACCCAAAUCUCAGGGCCCGGCUCCAAAAAUCGCAUCUGAUAAUGCCCGCCGCGGUUGAUAUCCCACUCCCCAGAACAAUCUCCCAUCAAAAAGAACAAGACGAUACCAUGGACCUCCCCUACCGACUCAAAAACUCAAUGACAGUGACAGAGUGGGAUCCCACGCAAUUCUUUCGCGAGGGAUACCCUUCCUCCCCUUAUGCCCUGUUGAUCCUCAACCAUCCAAUCAACGAAAAGGCCUACGAUGUUCUCCAGCGACAUGCAUGUAUCACGGUCUGCGCCGACGGCGGCGCAAACCGAUUUUACGAGAUGAUGAAGGCCCGCGGGAGGGAGUCUACAGAUUUCCCCAGCGCCAUAAUCGGCGACCUCGACUCCAUCCACCCGGAGAUCCGCACGCACUACGAAACCCUGGGCGUCCCCGUCAUCCAACACAUCGACGACUACAGCACGGACUUCCACAAGAGCCUGCAGUAUAUCCAAAGGAACACGGCGACUAUUCUUGCCGCGGCGGCAGCACCAACCCCAUCAUCAUCAUCCACACCACCACCACCACCACCACCAUCAAAUUCAGCUACCACCACAAAACCCACCUCUACCUCCAUCUCCCACUCUCAACAUCCACCUAAAUCCCUCGAAAUCCUCGUCCUAGGCGGGCUAGGCGGCCGCGUCGACCAAGCCUUCUCCCAGAUCCACCAUCUCUUCUACAUGACGCAGGAGCUCAGAGCCACCACUGCCACCAGCAGCUCCGACUCCAGCACGGAUGAACCCCAAUCCCAACCCCAAGGGCACCAGAACCCCGGACCAAACCUCUACCUCAUCUCCGAAGAGAGUAUCACAUUCAUCCUGCGCCCCGGCCGGAAUAUCGUGCAGACGCCGCUGGUGAAUCGCCCUGCGCCUGCCCCAACAUCUAACCAUGACGAUGACGAUGACGAUAACGCAGACCAGAAAAUAAUCCCCGAGGUGCAGAGCAGCACCACCACCACCACCACUACCACGACGGCGGAAACCCAUCUCCUCGAGGAAAACGUCGGGAUCAUCCCGCUCCUGGGCCCGGCGCGGAUCACCACCGCCGGGUUCCAGUGGGAUGUGCGGGACUGGAGGACGGAGAUUGGAGGCCAGCUGAGCACGAGCAAUCACAUUCGGGCGGAUAUGGUCGAGGUCGAGGCCAAGAUGCCGGUGCUGUUGACAUUGGAGCUGGCGGAGCGGUUCAAGAAGAAAUGAGUACCCUUUUACUCUUCCCGGGGUCGGUGAGGGUUGAGGGCUCAGGCUUGGUUGGUUCUAGCUUCGCACUUAUUAUAGAGCUUUAAGGUUAGAUGACAUAUAUAAUGUUUUG